AUGAAUGUUGAUGCUAAAAUCAUAUAUCUUCUAAUUUUAAUACUGAUUCUAUUUUUUGGAAUUCUGAAAGAUACAACUUUGUUCCCUGAAAUGAGCUCAGCGAAAAUUGAUGAUCGAUCGAUAAUUUUGAAAUAUUUCGAGAAUUUUCAAAAAAAUGGUGCUAGUUGGGAAAGAAAUACCACUCCUCAACCCAGGAUGAAUUUUGAUUAUUUGGUUAGUUUUGGGCCAAACUUUAGUAAUCGUAUCUCGUAGGUAGAUAUUGAAGUUUGUUAUAAAAUGAGCAACAUUAUUCAUGUUACUGUAUAUUUUUAAUGUGAACCUGUAAAAGCUAGCAUAAUUUAGAAGUAUUGUAGCCGCACUCCAACGUAGGGCGAAAAAGUUAGAAAUUCCAUAAUUUCUGCGGUUUUUGAUAUACAGUGGAUUUUAUGUCGGAAAAAUUUACAGUUAAAAUUUUGGGGCCAAUUUUUUUUAAUUCAAAAAAAAUAAAAUGUUAUUUUCAAGCUCGUGAAAACACUACAAAGGUCACAAUGGAAAUCAAAGGAGUACUGUAGAGUUUCAAAUUUUUUCAUUUUUCUAGAAAAACAUAAAUUCUUACAACUAUUCAACAGUUCCCGAAAAAUGCGAUCAUAGCCACGAUUUCGAUCCGAGAAAAUUGUCAGCAAUAAAAAAUAAUCAUGGAAAUUGUGAAGUUGUGAUGUUAGUUCGAUUCUGGCAUCAACCCGAUAUUCUUUGGUUCAAUUAUGAGAAUGCUAUGAAAAUGUGUGAUGAGGAGAGAAUUGUUAGAGAUAUUCAGAUUUUCCCGUUCACAUCGAAUUUAGAAGAAAAUGAUAUGAAAUAUUGGGCUGCAAUGCCGAAAUGUGUGAGUUUUUUUUUUGAAAAAUCUUAUCUAUUUUUUCUUUAGAGCUUGAGACUCCAAAUAAUUUUUUUCCAGAAAAUUGACUCGAACAUUCUUUUGAAAAUUGGCGGAGAAUCCGAUAAAUCUCCAGAAGAAUCGUUGAAAACCUACAUCCCAGAUCUACAAAUAAAAUAUAUUCAAAAGAAUCCGGAUAACUUCACAGAUAUUCUGAUGAAAAUCGAAAGAUCAAAUCCAUCAAUAAUUAUUGAUAUGUUAUGGAUUUCUCACGAUUCAAACAUCGACAUUCUUGAGCUUCUAAUUAACAAAACAAUUCAGAAUAUGAAUAUCGUAUUUUGUCAGAUCAAUUUAGAAGUUUCCAAGGAAAAUGCGGAACUUUUCGAAAAGUUUUUGCACAGUUCGUAUACACGAGCAAAUUAUGUUGGACUUCGACCAAGUUCGACGAGAAAUUCAACCUAUCGAAGUGGAUAUUAUCAAAAUAUUAUCGAUCAUCGGUGUAUUGUGAAGUUUUUGAAAUAA
This is a messenger RNA of Caenorhabditis angaria, 1372 nucleotides long. Lineage: Eukaryota; Metazoa; Nematoda; Chromadorea; Rhabditida; Rhabditidae. The record is from the annotation of a GenBank genome assembly.